AUGGUUCGCUAUUCUAUCCUCGCCGUGGCUUUCGCCAUUCUCGGAGCCGAAGCUAGUCCCUGCCGACCCACGACCGCGACGAGCGUGGCCGAGGCCUCUUCGACGAUCGCUUCUGACACCACUGUUACUACCUUGGCCACGGCCGUAACAACUGCCUUUUCGGAGACCACUUCUACCGCUUUGGAAGAGACUGCUUCUACUGCGGUUGCUGAAAGCACAACGACUACCGAAGCGCCCGCCUGCGUUGAGACCCAAGUCGUUAUCAACCCCGGCUUUGAUGACAGCGACAACAAUAAAUCACCUUGGUUUGGCGACGGCUCAAUCACCACCGACGGGCCCAAUACCGCCCCCAACGCUAUCUCUUUCGUCUUCACAAAUGGCCAAGGCAACGCCCAGAUCUCCCAAACCCUGAGCAACCUCGACGGCACGUACCGACUAGCUUACAAGUGGGGUGUCUUCUCCGGCGUCAACGUCGGCGCUGGUUUCUCAUGCGGCAUCACGCCCAAGAUCGGAGACAAUACCCUCCUCAGUGCUUAUCCCUACGAAUAUGUCGGUUGGACUCCCCAGAGCCAGAUCUGGUCAAGCGCCGGUAACGUUGUUGCUCAGGCUGACCUGUCGUUUGUCUUGCAAUGUUCCGGAGAGUAUGAUCAGCUUACGAUCAAUAUUGAUGACAUCACAUUCACGAAGCUCUGCGGUCCUCAGGCUAAUUAA
Molecule: messenger RNA, 711 nt
Organism: Fusarium odoratissimum NRRL 54006
Lineage: Eukaryota; Fungi; Ascomycota; Sordariomycetes; Hypocreales; Nectriaceae
Exons: 2
Coding region: 1-711 (236 amino acids)
Source: RefSeq, a predicted model, not a curated record